This is a messenger RNA of Cydia strobilella, 2780 nucleotides long. RefSeq names its product RNA exonuclease 4-like. Gene Ontology annotation, molecular function: 3'-5' exonuclease activity; nucleic acid binding. Gene Ontology annotation, biological process: rRNA processing. NCBI's taxonomy places the organism in Eukaryota, Metazoa, Arthropoda, Insecta, Lepidoptera, Tortricidae. The transcript has 3 exons. Gene Ontology annotation, cellular component: nucleus. The record is from RefSeq and is a predicted model, not a curated record. The coding region runs from base 124 to 696 and encodes 190 amino acids.
AGGGGUAUAAAAAAAAAAGUUCCUUUCCUUUAUACUACUCUUUGCCUUUACCUCAAUAUUCUUAAAAGACAAAAGACUUAAUCAUAAUCAGUUCACAUUCUCAACUAAACCGCGACUUACAAUAUGCUCCCAUAUAUAAUCUUUGGUGGUGCUGUUAUAAUAAUUUGGUUGCUUAAGAAAUCACUUUCUACUCCAAAUUUAAAACGAGUUGUAGCAAUUGAUACAGAAAGUGUCGGUGGGGGCCAUUGCGGCUCUGUGAACAUACUUGCAAGAGUCUCCAUUGUCGAUAGACAAAGAGUCAUAUAUGAUGAGUAUGUUAAACCAUGUAUGCGGGUUACAGACUAUAGGACGCCAUGGAGUGGAAUACGUGAAAAAGAUCUCGCUAAAGCCAAGAAGACAUAUGAUGAGGUCAGACAGGAGGUGGCAAGGAUUGUUCAAGACUGCAUUUUGGUUGGCCAUGAUUUGAAAUUUGACCUGAUGAAUUUGGCUUUUUCUUCUUCUUACAAUAUUCGGGAUACCUCUUUGCACACGCCAUUUAGAUAUAGUUCAACGAAGCCGAGUCUUAAGCGUUUAGCGAAGAUAUACCUGAACAGGGAUAUACAAGUCGGCGAUCAUUGCUCGGUUGAGGACGCGCGCGCAGCCAUGGACCUUUAUCUCCUGGUUGAAAAUGAAUGGGAGAAAGAAAUGGCGUUUUAAUGCUACUUCGAGAAAACGAAGCAAAACCCGCCCUGCGCCCUGCCCACGGCCUGGGGCAAUUUAUUUUAAGCUACAAGUCUAAACAAUACUAUAGCAAUGAUAUUAUAACUAAAGGUAGGUUAUAGGCAUUCCAAAAUUGAAGCGCUUACCUUGUACAAAUUGUAUAAGCUAAUUUAAAAAAGAGUAUGACAAAAACGAAUGGAAUGCGAUAAUUAAUCAAAAAUAACAGAUUUUAGCGUAGGUAUACAUAUAAAUAAAUAUGAAAGUAUUUUUUGUGCUCCAUAUGUAUAUGACGGGGUAGGAUUGAGAACUGGACUGAGUGGGCGUUCAUUUUCUUCAGGAUCCUGCAUUAUGGGUAGCCUCAAGCAAUAAUGAAAACACCAGAAAUAACUUAAUCACUUUUACUGAAUGAUUGGUUUACAAUAAUGGACAAAGGAAACAAUACACAGAGGUAAGCCGAACAGACACGUCCGCUCGCUACGAGCUCUCACAAUCGAAUGCCCGAAGCGCCCCAACGGCCAUGUCCAAGUUGACAAACCGGUCAUGUCAUACUUGCGUUCGGCGGCCGGAAACCGGAUGCGAUACUCCGACACGGCCAUCUCUGAUGACUCACACGUCCUCGUGUGUGUUACCUGUAAAGACCAUACCAAGACAGUAACUUCGCUCGGUUAUUCUGACCGUGCACACUUGAGACCUUGUGACAAUGUGUAUUGAAACACAACUCCAAAUGAUCGCAUUUAAUCUUUAUUCUAAAUUACCAUACACAUUAUUACAAAUCAUUACAAUCUCAACAUCCAUUGUAAUAAGAUUAUCUUAAAUCAACACCAAAUAGCGCCGCACCAACGGCUCAUCUUACUUUCGCUUCGACGAAAAUAAGGGUAACCAGAAACGCAUGUAGUUGUCGCACCAACGACUCAUCUCGUUAACGCACCAACGUAACGAUAAUGAACAUGCCACCGCACCAACGGUUCAAUUUAGUAAUAACGGUCUUAAUGUAUGGCGCUGCAACGCCUGCUCCAGUAUAGAGCGCAUCAACGUUAAUAUAAGAUACAGUGCUAAGGCGCAUCAACGCCUAUUUUAGUUUAUAGCACAUCAACGUUUUACGUUAGUAAAACUGCUUUUAGGCGCUACAACGCCGUUUGGUGUUUAAACGUUGCUGCGAUCGUCACUAGAUGCACAUGAGUCAGUUACAUCAUCUAAUUCCACAGGAACCUCAUGAUUAGGUACCUUUCCUCACUCUGUCGUGUGAGUACUUGUAUGUUCUGUUAGAAUUCAGAGAUUUCAGCCGAUAUCUGUCGUUAUCCAAAACUUCUAUGAUUUUAAACGGACCCUUAAAUUUAGGGUCUAACUUGGUCUGGUUUCUUUCCUCGUUUUCUAAAAGAACAUAGUCACCCACAUCAAACAGUUUUACAGCAGCUUUACUCUUAUCGAACCUAGUUUUAUCAUACAAAGCAGAUUUUCAAAUGUUCUGUACUGCACGUUCCCUUAUUGCAUCAAGAUCAACAUCAUUAUCAUCAUCAUCAAUUACUGUCAUUAGCCCCAGCGGUCUAGCCACCUUUCCAAUCAUUAGCUCCAGGGGGCUAGCUUUCGUUACCCGAUUAAUAGUUGAGUUCAUUGCCAAUUGUACCUCACCAAGAGCGUCUUGCCAAGAACGAUACCUACUCGAUUCUACCGCAGUUAGCAUACUCUUCAGAGUACUCAUCACCCUCUAAACCUGGCCAUUCGCGCGACUACUGCCUGUUGCAAUAAGGUGUAGCUGUAUGUUAUGACUUUCACAAUAGUUGGCAAACUCUUUACUGGCGAAGCACCUGCCCUGGUCAGCCACCACACGAGUAGGUGCACCGAACAACGCUAUGCAUGAUUCCAAGGCUUUGAUGCUAUUCUUACUAUCAAUGUUCAUCGAGUGGAGAAGCAAGACAAAUUUCGUGAACGAAUCAAUCAACACGAACACAUAUUCUUUGACAUCAUUUUUGCCACUAAGCUUCCCGGAAGCAUCAAUGUGCACUGUAUGCCAUGGAGUAUUUGCUUUAGGGAUGGGGUGUAGCUCGGCCUGAACUCUACCCGAACGUGGCCUUGAGAUUCUG